CAGUAAGACAACUGAGGUUUCUGGCAUCUGUGAACAUUCACCAUGUAGAACUUUAGACUACAACAGAAUACUGAGGUCACAUGUUUCAGGGAAAUGUUUAAAGAAAUUGAGCAACAAAAGGUUCUUCUUUUCUCAGGUUGUUGGAAAUUGUUGUGAAUCUGUUUUUGGCAUAAAUAUAUCUGUGAAUAUUUUUGUACGUAAAAUAAAACACUGUUUGUUGAGAUCUGGGAUAAAUUAUUUAAUCUUCAGAAAAGUAAACGCCUUUCAUAUUCACAGAGUGCCCAUGCACUGUUAAAAAUGCUUGCACCUUUCUUAGAUAUUAGGAUAAACUGUCUAAAAUUUAGAUAGAGAACCAAUUUAGACUCUAAAUUGUUGGUUCUCUAGCACUAAGCAGUGCCAAAGCUCGACACUAGAGGCUUCUCUGCCGCCGUUUGUGUUCGGGUUCACCGCUGGAUGCUGAGGACACGCUUUCUGCUGUUCCGCUGCAGCAGCUGCUGGUGGCGGGGAUGAAGCUCCCAUGAGGUCGUGGAGUGGACUCUGUUUUGAAGUUAGACGCAGACACAAGAGCCGCGGCCAUGGCCGGAGUUUUCGACAUCGACUUGGAUCAGCCGGAUGAAAAUGUAUCCGAUGAUGAACUUGAAGACGGGGGUCACAUCAGUGAGUACAUGGACCAGUGCAGUGGUUUUGACUUUUACAUGGAUGAUUGUGAAAAGAUUGAAAUUUCAGAGAACAGCGUGAACAAGGGAACAGAGCAGAUCAGGCCUGAGUGCUUUGAGCUGUUGAAGGUUUUGGGAAAAGGUGGCUAUGGAAAGGUAUUUCAAGUUAAGAAGGUAUCAGGUGCUGGGUCUGAAAAAAUUUUCGCCAUGAAGGUUUUGAAGAAAGCCAUGAUUGUACGUAAUGCAAAGGACACGGCUCACACCAAAGCUGAGAGGAAUAUCCUAGAGGAGGUGAAACAUCCUUUCAUUGUUGACCUCAUCUAUGCUUUCCAAACAGGCGGGAAGUUGUACCUCAUCCUGGAGUAUUUGAGCGGAGGAGAGUUGUUCAUGCAACUGGAGAGAGAGGGAAUUUUCAUGGAGGACACGGCGUGUUUCUACCUGGCAGAGAUUUCCAUGGCACUGGGUCAUCUGCAUCAGAAGGGAAUCAUCUACAGAGACCUGAAACCAGAGAACAUAAUGCUCAACAACAAUGGGCAUGUGAAGCUGACAGACUUUGGUCUUUGCAAAGAGUCUAUCCACGACGGCACAGUCACCCACACCUUCUGUGGUACCAUCGAGUACAUGGCUCCAGAGAUCCUCAUGAGGAGUGGACAUAACCGCGCAGUAGACUGGUGGAGUCUAGGAGCUCUCAUGUAUGACAUGCUCACAGGCGCACCACCAUUCACUGGUGAAAACAGAAAAAAGACCAUUGACAAAAUCCUGAAAUGCAAACUCAGUCUUCCACCUUACCUCACACAAGAAGCCAGGGACCUUCUGAAAAAGCUACUGAAACGUAACGCCUCACUGAGGCUCGGAGCUGGACCUGGAGAUGCUGCUGAGGUCCAGACUCACCCUUUCUUCAGGCAAAUAAACUGGGAUGACCUCCUGGCUCGCAAAGUCGAGCCUCCGUUCAAACCUUUCCUGCAAUCAGCCGAUGACGUCAGCCAGUUUGACUCCAAGUUCACCAGCCAGACUCCGGUGGACAGUCCCGACGACUCCGCACUCAGUGAAAGUGCCAAUCAAAUUUUCCUGGGCUUCACAUAUGUAGCGCCAUCUGUGCUUGAAAACGUCAAAGAGAAGUUCUCGUUUGAACCAAAAGUCCGCUCACCACGGAAGUUCCCAGGCAGCCCGAGAACACCUGUGAGUCCAAUUAAGUUUUCGGUUGGAGACUGUUGGUCCCGGGGGUCCACGCUGACCGGCUGCCCGUCUCUGCUGCCUCCUGGAUCUGGGGAGCAACUUAUGGACGUGUCAGCAGUGGAGCAGAUGGAUACAAACAGCAGCGGUGCCUCGGAGGCCUCCGCACCGCUUCCCAUCAGGCACCCCUCUGGGAUGAACGCAGGGACUUACAAAAAACAGGCCUACCCUAUGAACUCGAAACGCCCCAAACAUCUACGCAUGAAUCUAUGACGUUGGGCGUGGCUGCAAACUUUAGGAUUCUUCCAAUUCCCCCUCCUUUUUUUUUAAAAAAAACAAAAACUUAUUUUUUUAUGGACUGACACUGUCAGGUCUGCGCACCAGCUCUUCCAGCAGCACCUCCUUUUCUCUGCCCUCCAGUAUCGUCCUGCCUCUGCCUGAGCUCCUUUGUUUUGUAUCUCCAUUCGUAGCCCUCAGAUGCCCGUCGACCGAGAAUUUCUUAUAUCGGUCAACAAAGCAAAAUAUUGUUAAAAAUCCAACUGAAACCAUUUAAGAAAAAUAUCACUGUAUGCAGUACAUUUACACAACAAUGUGCAUUUGUUAAUAUCAGACAUAAAGUAUGGAAUUCCUUGUUAAGUUUAAAAAAAUCUAAACCAUUAACCUCCUCUUCUCACCUCAAGUGGUGCUAUAUUUAAAGUGUCCCAAAAUGAUGACCUUGUUUAGUGAUGUAUAAUACUUUAUGCCAGUACUUUAGUUUGAUUCUACUGAAUACUGUGUUGGAAAUUCCUACAUUCUUGGAUUUAAACUCGCGGGGAUUUUGUUUUCUGUAAAACUUGAAACAGCACAUUACAAAAAGCCUCUGCAGAGUGUGCACUCGAGUUUUAGUUAUUUCAUGGUAACAUUGCUGUCUUGUAUUUUAGGGGGUUUUAACAUUUAAAUCAUCUUUUUCUAUCUUUAUCAACUUCUUUUUGUUGUUUUAUACAAAAAGAAUCUUGGCUGCCUUUUGUCUACCUCUCAUCUCCUCUGUUGUCUUAUCACCAUUUUAAUAUCAUUCCCAUGUUGUCCAUUUUUAAUUACCAGUUUUUUCUUUCCUAAAUGGUUUCAGUCUACUUUUACAGGUUGUGGAAAUUAUGGGCUAGUUUUAUGGUAACAAAAGUCUGUUUUUACACACUUGAGAGAGGUUUAUAACUUUGGAAGGAAAUCUGGCUGAAGGUUGGGAGCUGAGGUUUUUUUUCUGUGGGAUUUCUGGCAUCUGAUCAUGAUUUAUUGGUGCUCUUAGUCCAAAUGUCGUCACAAUGUUACUGUUUAAUACUUGUUUUUGGUUUUUUAAAUUUACAUUACAGUCAUUUUUCUUUUAACAUGUCAAAUAUUACAGCAACCUCCAACUGUUUUUUUUUUUUUAACCAAGGAUUGGUCCACCUAUACCGGCCAUUACAGCAAACGGUUGGUUGCACCAUGCUGAUCGUUGAAUCAUUAAAGAUCAGUACAUUUUCAAAAUAUAACAUUUUAGAUAUAUUCUGUUAGUAUCCAAGUCUGAAUUACAUUAUUUUGAAAUAUUGCCAGAUUACGUUAAAUGAAGAAAGUAAAUGGAUGUGACCAGAUUCUCUUUGAAUGGUAGCCAGUGACCCAUGGACUCUCUCAGUACUGCUGUUACCACUGUUUCUAACUGGCUGUGUUCAUGUCUGUACAUUCACUGUUUUUAGCCUUUUUAGGAACUGUAAAACCAGAGUGAAACAGCUGACAUUUAUAUAGCAGGACAAACGUCUGUCUGAGUCAUCAAAAACUGACCAAAACACAGACAGGAGCUCAUGCCAGUAACAAAGUGAAAACCCACCAUGAGAAAAGAAGUAGUCAAUAACAUGGACCAAUUAAUUUGUGCAGGUCAGGGACCAACUGGAUGAUGACUGUUCAGUAAAAACUUCAUGACGCUCCACAUUGUUGCUCUACGUUUCUGGUAAAAGAAACUUUAUAUAUAUAUAUCCAAAAGUCCAUUUGACUUUGUUUUUUUUUAUGCAUUCGUUUAAAACGAGAACUAGUUUCUUCUUUUUAAAUUGUUUAGCAACUUAAUAUUUAAUGUUAUUUAGAUAAGGCAUCAGAAUGUGUAAAAUCACUUGUUUUUGUCUUUUUACUCCCACAGUUUUUCCAGAGACCUCUAACUUUUUUAACUUGAAUUAAGGAUGAAGACUAAUAUUACAGUAUUUGUAUCAUUAAGUGGUUUUCAGAAAACUUAAAACUUCAGGUUCUUUUACAGGGCUUAAACCAAGAGCAGUUACUGUGGCACUGGCUGUGUGCCUUUUUAUAUAAGAAUUGUGACUUUGUAAAGAUUUUCUACACCUGGCUCCAGUUUAGAGCAGCAUCAUUGAGGCUGGGGACAUCAUCUUUAGGCUAAGAGUGCGUUUUACCGUUUUGUUCGCCGUGUCGUCUGCCCCAUCGGAGGAGUUAUCUUGUACAUAAUAAAGUCACAUUUCCAAAUAUUUGGUUUCCAAGAUUAUCAAACCUGGUUAAUGUUCAUUUUAAUCAACUGUGCUGCUGGUAAUACUUCUAUAUGAGCUCCACACAAUUGUGUAACUUGUAUUUUGAAUAUUGUUUUUUUUAUACAUAUAUAAAACAAGUCCAAUUGUCAAUUGUAGAGCUUUAUUGAUUCUGUUUAUGGUUUGAAAUGGAUAAAGGUAUAAAUGAAAUUAAUUUGGUACAAAAUAAAAUAGAUGUUUUUGCCAGUCUUUGGUUUUUACAAAAAUGAGGCUCCAUAGAAAAAUAUUGUUUUCUGUGUAAAUCAAUUACAUAAGCAUAAUAGCAUUUUUGCAAGGAUAAGAAAAAGGUUGAUCACAUUUUAAAUCCUAGCUGAAAGAGGAUUAGGUUUUAAUCAAAUGUUUUACUUAAACCCGUUUAAGAUGCAGGAUGUAGAUGCUGACAUUCACACUGUGGCAUUAAUACACAAUUAUUGUUGUAAAUCAGACUUGAACACAAAUGGAAAAAAAACACUCGGAAACUAAAUAGCCGGUGUUUUUCAUUUGUUCAAAAUAGAUCAAAUCUGUAUCAAAUACUUUAAAUAUAACUCUUUUUUUUUU
Molecule: messenger RNA, 4897 nt
Organism: Cynoglossus semilaevis (tongue sole)
Lineage: Eukaryota; Metazoa; Chordata; Actinopteri; Pleuronectiformes; Cynoglossidae
Product: ribosomal protein S6 kinase beta-1
Exons: 15
Coding region: 576-2102 (508 amino acids)
Biological process (GO): protein phosphorylation; signal transduction
Molecular function (GO): protein serine/threonine kinase activity; ATP binding
Source: RefSeq, a predicted model, not a curated record